GGAUUGUCUCUCUUUGUUUCACUGUGUGUUCCUCGAUGGAGAUGGCAUCUCCGCAGUGCCUCUCCUUGCGGCCUCUCUCGUAUCACUCCCAAUCCGCGGCCGUUCCUAGUCUUGGCCUUCCGCUCUCGCUGGCCGGAGGUUGUCUUCUUUCUCCUCUUCAGCUUCGUGUAAGGAGGAGAAUGAGCUUUGUGGUGGGCAUGGCUCCUGAGGAGGAGAAGAUGACGCGCCGCUCACCUCUCGAUUUUCCCAUCGAGUGGGAAAGGCCAAAGCCGGGCCGGAGGCCCGAUAUAUUCCCGCAAUUCAGCCCUAUGAAGACACCAUUGCCCAAUCCCUUACCUGAAGAUCCUCCUGAAGAGGAAGAAGAAGAGGAAGAACAGAGAGAGGAGGAAGAGGAGGAUCCUGAGAAGGAGAAACCUGAAGAGCCAGAGAAACAGUCAAAUAUGUGGCGUUUAGGAGACUGGUGGCCUUGAAGAGCUUUAUAACAAAUUCUAAAUGAGGCCCAUAGAGAGUUUAUUUGAGGAUGUAUGUUUUAUGUCAAGAUCAACCUGCAUUUCAACAACCCAAUAAGGCCAACAUUAGGCACCUAGAUUAUUCCUCAGGUAGGUGAUGGUGGUAUUCAAAUUUUGUUCAAUGACAAGAAUGAUGGCAACAAAUAACUUUAUGUUAUAUAUAUAUAUAUAUAUAUCGUUGUUGUCAAUA
Molecule: messenger RNA, 699 nt
Organism: Dioscorea cayenensis subsp. rotundata (Guinea yam)
Lineage: Eukaryota; Viridiplantae; Streptophyta; Magnoliopsida; Dioscoreales; Dioscoreaceae
Product: protein TonB-like
Exons: 2
Coding region: 36-470 (144 amino acids)
Source: RefSeq, a predicted model, not a curated record